Molecule: messenger RNA, 1944 nt
Organism: Musa acuminata AAA Group (dessert banana)
Lineage: Eukaryota; Viridiplantae; Streptophyta; Magnoliopsida; Zingiberales; Musaceae
Exons: 1
Coding region: 255-1496 (413 amino acids)
Source: RefSeq, a predicted model, not a curated record
UCAACUUGUCUGUGUUACUGGGUCAUCUUCUAAAUUGUCAGACCCAGUUCUUCCUCUGUUCUUAUCAGAAAGCUCUUUGUUUCAGUCAUAUCACAUUCUUCUGCUGUCCUCAAAUUCCAAUAUAAUCCACAUAAUCCUCAGGGUUUGUUCCUUAUGUUGAUCCACCUACUCUGAUCCCAAAGAGCUCACUUCCUCCAAAGCUCAAGCUUCGUUCAGUUCCUAUCACAAAACAACUCCUUUUUCUGCAUCUCUCCAUGGGCUGCACCACCUCAAAGCAGGCCCGCCGCGACCGCCGGAGGUCGCCCUCCCUGCUCGCCCGCAGCCGCUCGUUGCCCCGCGACCACAAGGCCGGUGUCGGCAGCAAUGACCAUGUCGUCGCUCUCACUUCCGCCACUCUCGGCUCCUUCAAGCUCGACAAGGAAGCGAAGCAGAGUGUCGGCGACGAUCAUGGAGAUCUCAAGAGCAAGCUCGCCGAGGCCAAGGCCUGGACAGAGAAGAUGAGCAAGCGAAUCCCGACAACGCCCACUGAGACGCCACCCAAUGAGCCCGAGGCCGUGGACGCCUUGGAGCUCAUGGCAGGAUUGGAGGAGUCUGCCGCUCCUCGAUUCUCCUCCGCCACCGUCGUCGACCGCCACUCCUUCUCGUUCUACCCCAUCCAUGAAUCCAACAGGGUGCUUGGAUCGACGCAAGGCACCGUGUGGAGCAACGCCUUGGCGUUCCCUUCUCCUAUCUGGAAGCCGGCAAAGAUCGAGGAGCACGCGGUCGGCAUCGGUGAGUUCGAUCCGGAGGUUCUAUCCGCCUUCCGCAAGGCCAUGGAGGAGCUCUCCCCUCAGCACCCCUGCCUCCUCCGGUCCCCCGAGUCGAGAACUCCAUCAGCCAACGUCAUCCACGCAAGGAUCAGUGGCUUCCAAGAAAGACUCGAUUCCAAGAAGGCCAAUGCCAAGGCCGGCCAGGAUUCAGAACUCAAGAGAUGGCCGCCCGGCGGCGAGGGGAAGGUGGUGCUCUACUUCACAAGCCUUCGAGGGGUGCGGAAGACCUACGAGGACUGCUUCCUGGUAAGGAUGAUUCUGAAGGGCUACGGACUUCGGGUCGACGAGAGGGACGUCUCGAUGGACAGAGGGUUCAGGAACGAGCUCAAUGAGAUGCUCGGAGCCGAUCGCGUCGCUGUGCUGCUCCCGUCGGUCUUCGCGAAUGGCAGGUACGCGGGAGGGGUGGAGGAGGUGAGGCGGAUCCACGAGGACGGCGAGCUGUCGAAGGCCUUCAGUGACUGUGAAGCGACGAGCGAAGGAGGAAGAGGAGGGCCGUGCGAGGACUGCGGAGACAUCAGGUUUGUGAUCUGUGGCAAGUGCUCAGGGAGCUGCAAGGUGUACGUAGAAGAAGAAGAAGAAGAAGAAGAAGAGGAAGAGAUGGAGGAAUGGGAGGACGUCGGAGGUGGAUUCCGGCGAUGCAUGGAGUGCAAUGAGAAUGGAAUAGUGAGGUGUCCUGCUUGCUGUUGAGCUUGGGAGCUCAGUGACAGUAGAGUGUGUGUGGAGCUUGGUGUGUGCGCAGCAGAGUCCAUUGGUGGUGAGGAGUGAGGUAGAGAGGUGAGUGAAGCAAGCUCUGUGAGGGAGUUGCAGUUCGAGUCGUGGAGGAUUCCAUCUUCGUGGUUCUUUUACUUUGUUUUUUUUCAUAUAUCGAUCUUGACUGAGAGUUCUGUCAAGACAUUACAUUGUCUGCCAUGGUGAGGCAGAUAAACUUUGCUUUAUCAGGUGGUUUUCUUUGAUGUUUUCAUGCCUAAUAUGUAAUAGAUAUGUAGUGAAUUAUGUUGAAUCAUUGGCGAAUGUUUCAGGAAGAUCAGUACUCUUUUGACAUUUCGUUAUGGAGUAGCUGUGGAAUCAUGCAGUGAGAUAAAAUUCUACUAAAAAGUUGGAAACACAGAGCAGUAAAUUCAUAGGAUUACUCUGA